AUGGCCGACCUCGACGAGCAUCUCGGCGAUCUGGCUUCCUUCAUCGUCGAUCGCGAGAUUGAGCUUCUCGAAGGUUUGCAGGAGCUCCUGUCGGGCAGUGCACAGAGCCUGCUCCGUGCUGCCGAGGCCAUGAUGCAGCUGGACUGCCUGAUGGCGUUUGCUCGUGCGGCAAGCCUGUAUGACUACUCUCGUCCGCGCAUAGUCGCUGAGCCCAAGCUGGUCCUGCAAGGAUGUCGACACCCGCUCAAAGAGCUCUCGGAUGACAGCUUCGUGCCGAACGACAUCUACCUCUGCAGCGGACACGGCAUCGAUCCUGCCAGCAUCGAUCGACGGGCUUCGACAGUGGGCGAAGAGGGACAGAGUGACGAGGCCAACAGCGUCCUAAUCGUCACUGGAGCCAACUCGUCCGGCAAGAGCUGCCUCCUGCAGCAGGCCGGUCUGGCAGUCUUCAUGGCGCAUUGCGGCAGCUUUGUACCCGCCGACGAGGCCGAAAUCGGCAUCUUUGACAAGAUCCUGACGCGGAUGAAGCAGGACGAAUCGCUGGCGUCCGAGGGCAGCUCUUUUGCCAAGGAGCUGCGGCAGCUCAGCCGCGCCCUGUCGGCCUCGACGCGCCGCUCGCUCGUCCUGCUCGACGAGGUGGGCAAAGGCUGUCGUGCAGACGACGGUGCCGGCCUGUUCUGCGCGGCCAUCACCGAGUUUCUGUAUCGCCACGAAGCCUGCCCCAUCGUCCUCUCGGCCACGCACCACCUCCCGCACUGCGCGGCGCUCAGCGGCGUGCCGGCGCACGUCGUCGAGCGGGCGCGCGAGAUGAUCCGCGACGGCGCGGCCGCCGCGUGCCGGCUGCCGCCGGACGUCGAGGAGCGGCUGCGCGACGAAGAGGCCAUCGCGCGCGCGUUUGUCGAGCUCGAUCUCGAUGCGAUACGCGGUCGAAUGGCAUGGCGGGAUGUCGCUGCCGAGAUCGCACGGGCGCUCGAAGACACUUCGCUUCUCUGA
Pseudozyma flocculosa PF-1 is the source of this 993-nucleotide messenger RNA. RefSeq lists its product as uncharacterized. Lineage: Eukaryota; Fungi; Basidiomycota; Ustilaginomycetes; Ustilaginales; Ustilaginaceae. Gene Ontology annotation, cellular component: nucleus. Bases 1 to 993 code for a protein of 330 amino acids. The record is from RefSeq and is a predicted model, not a curated record. Gene Ontology annotation, biological process: mismatch repair. The transcript is spliced from 10 exons. Gene Ontology annotation, molecular function: ATP binding; ATP-dependent DNA damage sensor activity; mismatched DNA binding.